AUGUCUCUCCGACCGAAUGCUCGCACGGAGGCGAGAAAGUCUGCUUACAAGCAAGCUGUUAACGCUGAUGAGGCUCGCAGGCGUCGCGAGGACAAUAUGGUCGAGAUCCGUAAGAGCAAGAGGGAGGAGAGCCUCCUGAAGAAGCGCAAGGAAGGAAUGCAGGCUCAAGUAGAGCUGCCUAAAAUUCCUGUCGCAACUGUCGAGAAGAAGUUGGAGAGCCUUCCGGCUAUGGUACAAGGCGUAUGGUCAGAAGAUCCACCGGCUCAGUUGGAAGCAACGACGCAGUUUAGGAAGCUGCUUUCGAUCGAACGUAGUCCUCCGAUCGAAGAGGUCAUAAAGGCUGGCGUUGUGCCCAGAUUCACGCAGUUUUUGCAGAAGUAUGACUUCCCUCAACUCCAGUUUGAAGCAGCGUGGGCUUUGACCAACAUCGCUUCUGGUACCUCUGACCACACCCGCGUGGUCAUCGAGCAUGGGGCAGUCCCUAUAUUCGUUCAGCUUCUCAGCUCUCCCAGUGAUGACGUCCGCGAGCAGGCUGUAUGGGCACUCGGUAACAUCGCAGGCGACUCGCCCAAGUGCCGGGAUCUUGUUCUGAGCCACAACGCCAUGGGUCCGCUGCUUGCUCAGUUGAACGAAAACUCGAAGCUGUCAAUGCUCCGGAAUGCUACCUGGACGUUGUCGAACUUCUGCCGUGGAAAGCCCCAGCCUCCAUUUGAGCAGUCGAAGCCCGCUUUGCCGGUCCUCGAACGCCUGAUCCACUCCACGGAUGAGGAGGUUUUGACUGAUGCUUGCUGGGCGCUGUCCUACUUGUCCGACGGAACUAACGACAAGAUUCAGGCUGUCAUUGAGGCGAAUGUUUGUCGGCGGUUGGUCGAGUUGCUUCUGCACCCAUCGCCAUCCGUUUUGAUCCCUGCUCUUCGAACAGUUGGUAACAUUGUCACAGGAGAUGAUCAUCAGACGCAGGUCAUUAUUGAGAACCAAGUGCUGCCAUGCCUGCUUGCCCUGCUCACAACAAACCACAAGAAAAGCAUCAAGAAGGAAGCGUGCUGGACAAUAUCUAACAUCACUGCUGGCAACAAGGAACAGAUUCAGGCUGUUAUUGAUGCCAACAUCAUUCCUCCAUUGAAGCACCUGCUGGAGACUGCUGAAUUUGAUAUCAAGAAGGAAGCGGCAUGGGCUAUUUCAAAUGCUACUUCUGGUGGCACUCAUGAUCAGAUCAGGUACCUCGUGUCCCAGGGCUGCAUUAAGCCACUUUGCGAUCUGCUGCUCACUUCUGACGCAAGGAUUGUGACAGUUGCCUUGGAAGGUUUGGAGAACAUUCUGAAGGUUGGAGAGGCAGGCAAGGAGCUGGGUCAGACUGGAGGUGUGAACCUUUAUGCUCAGUACAUUGAUGAGGCUGAGGGUUUGGAGAAGAUAGAGAAUCUGCAGACUCAUCAGAACAAUGACAUCUACGAGAAGGCGGUGAAGAUUUUGGAGACCUACUUUGGGCUGGAUGAGGAUGAGGACCAACAACUUGCACCUCAAGUUGACGCCAACCAGCAAACCUAUGCUUUUGGAGAAAGCCAGCCUAUGGCUCCCACUGGUGGAUUCAACUUUGGUUGA
Messenger RNA from Closterium sp. Naga37s-1, 1599 nucleotides. NCBI's taxonomy places the organism in Eukaryota, Viridiplantae, Streptophyta, Zygnematophyceae, Desmidiales, Closteriaceae. The record is from the annotation of a GenBank genome assembly.